Molecule: messenger RNA, 1875 nt
Organism: Corylus avellana
Lineage: Eukaryota; Viridiplantae; Streptophyta; Magnoliopsida; Fagales; Betulaceae
Gene: MLO1
Product: Seven transmembrane MLO family protein
Biological process (GO): defense response
Cellular component (GO): membrane
Source: RefSeq, a predicted model, not a curated record
UGUUAAAUACAGAAUAGAUUGGGAAAGCCCGGUAGAGUUGGUGCACACACCCCACGGUCCUGUGCAGAGAAGAGCUAGGAGAAAGAGGAAAGGGGAAAGAAGAUGAGUGGUGGGGAAGAAGAUGAGACAACGUUGGAGUUCACGCCGACAUGGGUGGUGGCCGCCGUCUGCACAGUCAUCGUUGCCAUUUCUCUGGCCAUGGAGCGAUUGCUCCACUUCGCCGGCAAAAAGUUGAAAAGGAAGAACCAGAAACCCCUCUUCGAAGCCUUACUAAAAGUUAAAGAAGAAUUGAUGCUGUUGGGAUUCAUAUCGCUGCUUCUGACGGUGUUCCAGAAUGUCAUUUCCAAAAUCUGUGUCCCGGAGGGUGUGACUCGUCACAUGCUUCCCUGUAAACGCGAGGAAGGAGAGCAUGAAGAAUCCACUAGUAAUGCCACUACUGCCCAUUUUCAGAGCUCCUUUGCGCCCGCCAUUUUCGGCAGAGCCAGGAGGCUUCUAUCCGAGGUUGAGGCUUCGUCGACCGGUUACUGUGCCAAAAAGAAUAAGGUACCAUUAUUAUCCACUGAAGCACUGCAUCAUCUGCAUAUCUUUAUCUUCGUCCUAGCUAUUGUCCAUGUAACCUUCUGCGUCCUCACUGUUCUUUUUGCUGGGGCAAGGAUUCGCCAAUGGAAACGAUGGGAGGAUGAAAUUGCAAAACAGAAUUAUGAUACACAUCAAGUUCUGAAGGCAAAAACAGUUACCCAUGUCCAUCAACAUGCUUUUAUCAAGGAACAUUUUCGGGGUAUUGGUAAAAACUCAGCUAUGUUGGGAUGGAUGCAAUCUUUCCUCAAGCAGUUUUAUGCAUCUGUGACAAAAUCAGACUAUGUUACACUACGGCUAGGUUUUAUCAUGACCCAUUGCAGAGGAAACUUAAAGUUUAAUUUUCACAAAUACAUGAUGCGUGCACUUGAAGAUGAUUUUAAGAAGGUCGUUGGUAUAAGUUGGUAUCUUUGGAUAUUUGUGGUCAUUUUCCUUCUGCUUAAUGUUAACGGUUGGCAUACGUAUUUCUGGAUAGCAUUCCUUCCUUUCAUUCUUCUUCUUGCUGUGGGGACUAAGCUGGAGCAUGUAAUAAGCCAGUUGGCUCAUGAGGUUGCUGAGAGACAUGUAGCUAUAGAAGGUGACUUGGUUGUUCAACCAUCAGAUGCGCACUUUUGGUUUGGCCGGCCCCGCAUUGUUCUAUUUCUGAUCCAUUUUAUCCUUUUCCAAAAUUCUUUUGAGAUUGGAUUUUUUUUCUGGAUAUGGGUUCAAUAUAGCUUCGACUCUUGCAUAAUGGGACAAGUUCGUUUUAUUGUCCCACGGCUCAUUAUUGGGGUCUUCAUUCAGGUAUUCUGCAGUUACAGCACCCUGCCACUUUAUGCCAUUGUCACACAGAUGGGAACUACUUUCAAGAAGUCAAUAUUUGAUGAGCAUGUGCAAGCGGGACUCGUUGGUUGGGCUGAGAAGGUGAAGAAAAAGAAGGGGAAAGGAGCUGGCUCUGGCCAAGGAAGUUCCCACGAAAGUUCUAAGGUGGGUAUUCAGAUGGGGGCGGCUUUGCGCAAGGCGGCUACACAGGAGGAGAUUCAGGCUGCACCUGCUGGUUCUGAAGGGUCAAAAUGAGCAGGCUUAUAUCGUCAUCUAACUAGGGGCAUUUCACUCAUUUGUAUAGUUAUAUCACCUUGGUAUGGGGCUGGAAGGGCUCAUUUGUAAAAUAAUCUAAGGUGUUUUCUGCUUGGCUUAAAAUGUCGGAUUGCAUUUUAUCAACAAAAAAAAAAAAAAAAAAUGUCGGAUUGCAUACAUAUUUUUGAAUGCCAGUGUGUUUUUUCUGCCAAUUAAUGAAGUCUUUCUUAGUCUUUUCAGAAG